GAUCGCGAGCGUCUUCAGCACGAAUGCUCCGCUCUUGAGGCCGAGGUAGCUGCUCUUGAAGCCCAACUGGCAAACGAGGCCGCCUCCACCAGUUUGGUCGACCAGGAAAGCAUAAUCGCGGCCGCCUGCACAGAGCCUGAGCCUGACAUGCCGAUCCCAGACGAAACUACGGCUUUUUGUUCAGACAAACCUAUCUCCGAUGUUGCACCAAGCAUAUCAAAACUCUCCAGGAGAGGCAAGCCACUGAGACAACCUGACGACAUUUCCUCAAGCAAGGGAACGGAAGUAAUUUGCGUUGCGACACCUCGCAGACGAAAGCCUGGCCGACCGCCUCGGUCUUCUGCUUCCUCUGCCUCACAAACAUCAUCUCUCGUUAACCCUUGCCCUCUGGCCAAUAGUGAGCAAAUGGCGAAGCCCAAGUUGACUAUCACAGCUGCUCCGGGACUUCCUGAUGGCGCUUCUCCAUUGUCACAGUCAUCGAAAUCAAUUAAACCUCUAGGUUCUGAGAUCGUCUUAGUUUCUCGCCUCCAACCCAUUCAACAGGACAAUGAAUUCAUCUUAAUCCCCGAUACGGAAGACAUGGACGAGGCCAGUGAGCAGCGAUCACUGGAAUAUAGCCCUAAUCCAGUUGUUUCCAAUUCAAACGACCAUACUCCAACAGGAUAUAAUGAUGAAACGAUUGAGAUGGUGGGUUUACAAAUAACUUUAAAGUGA
Messenger RNA from Protopolystoma xenopodis, 714 nucleotides. The record is from the annotation of a GenBank genome assembly. Lineage: Eukaryota; Metazoa; Platyhelminthes; Monogenea; Polystomatidea; Polystomatidae.